UGCUUUUACUUUGGUGAGGAACGUCCGGUUGUCGUUGCUCCUCCAGUCCAGCAGAGUUCGCUGUUCGCUUUCGCCGCUUCGCCUCCGUCGAUGCGGAACUCCUGACAGAAGUCCGUCCGCCGCAGCGUGUCGUGCGGCCCAGAGGAGGACGAUGUGCGGGGCCGUGCAGCUGCUGCGGGUGUCGGUCCAUGAGCGGAUGAGCGCCGCUGCAGAAGACUUUCUGCUGCAGGUGGAAAAAGGAGAAGAAGCGGCUGAAAUCCCGGCGCUGAGAGCGAAGCUCACCGAGCGGCUGACGGCGGCUGCGGAGGAGAUCGUCGCUCUGCUGGAGGAAACCGUGGCGGAGUACGAAGACAGAGUGGAGCGGUCGGAGCGGGAGAUCUGCCGCCAGAGGAGGCUGCUCGAUGCCGUGCUGAAGCCCCAAGUGAAGCUGCACAGGGCAGACGUCCAGUGGUCGUUGAGCAAAGAAGAGGUUCCCACUGAACAGCAGGAGUGGACCUCCGGGCUGGACCAGGAGGAACCAGAACCCCCACACAUUAAAGAGGAACAGGAGGAGCUCUGGACCGAUCAGGAGGCGGAUGAUGUCACCAGGUUCACCUUCACUCCUGUCCCUGUGAAGAGUGAAGAUGAUGAAGAGAAACCUCGGUCCAUACAGAUGGAGACAGAUGGGGAUGGAGAGGACUGUGGAGGACCAGAACCAGCCAGGACCUCUGAUCCAGAUCCUGAGAUUGACUACAGGACAACAGAGUUUUCUGUGGCUGAGGUAGAGGUCAGUUGUGAUGACUGGGAUGAGACCAGAGAACCUCAGUCAGGUUUAAACUUGCAUGAAGGUCGGAGGUAUCAGAAACCUUUCAGCUGCUCUGAAUGUGGUAAAACAUUCACCAGAACUGGACUUCUGGAGACGCACAUGAGGAGUCACACAGGAGAGAGACCAUUGAGUUGCUCUGUGUGUGGGAAGAAAUACACAAUCUACAGAUACCUGCUGCGACACAUGGCCAUGCAUGACGUGGAGAGACCAGGCCGUCAAUGUGAUAAGACUGAAUGUGACAGGAGACUCUGCUACAGUCACCAUCUGAAGAAAGACGCUCUCUCAGAGGAAAGUCUGUUCAGCUGCUCCGUUUGUGGAAGAAAGUUCACACAGCGAGGAUAUCUGAUGCAGCACAUGGCGCGGCACACAGGCAAUGUCCGAUUCCGUUGUUGCGUUUGUGACAAAAGAUUCGCCUGGCGUCAUGAGCUCAAGAGCCACAAGUGUGUCGGUGAGUCAUCAGAUCUUCAUCAGGAGGAUGGAGAGGCAGAACCUCAAGCUGAUGGAGACGACUGCUCAGGAUCAGACUCUGAUGACAAGACUUCAGACUCCUCUGAAGCUGAGACUAAGGACGGAGAUGAUGGCUGGAGGGAACCUCAGUCAGGUUUUAUCUCUGCAACGGACACCGACAUCCCUUUGAGCAACAGCAGCACUGAGAAGAAAUCCUUCAUCUGCUCUGAGUGCGGCAAAACGUUUAGUGGUGAGGAGAAUCUGAAGACUCACAUGGGAACUCACACAGGAGAAAAACCAUUCAGCUGCUCAUACUGCGAGAAGGGGUUUCCACAAAGAGACUACCUAAGGAGCCAUGGGACGGUCCACACAGAGGAGAAACGGUUCCUUUACUGUGUCUGUGGAAAAAGAUUUGCUUGGUGUUACAAUCUAAAGGACAACGGGUGUGUCGGUGAGACGAGUCAGACUGAUGAGGACCAAGAGCCUCCGGCCUGCAGCUCCAAACCUUCAGACUCUUAUAAUGAGACUCUGAGCAUCACUGCGAGUCUGAACUCUCCAACACACCCCGUCACUGAAGCUGGCGCUGCAGAGAGACCGUUCAGCUGCUUGCAGUGCGCCAAAACAUUUCGCCGCAAGAAGAACCUGCAGGAGCACCUGAGAAUCCACACAGGAGAGAAACCAUACGGCUGUUCUGUGUGUAUGAAAUAUUUUUCCUGCAGUGGAUCAUUAAGAAAACACCUGAGAAUCCACACAGGAGAGAAACCGUUCAGCUGCUCUGUGUGUGGGAACAGAUUCACUGAGAGUGGACAUCUGAAGGUGCACAUGAGAACGCACACCGGAGAGAAACCAUUCAUCUGUCCAGUCUGUGGGAAAAGUUUCACCUGGAGGCAAAGUUUCAACAAUCACAUGAAAUAUCACACAGAAACAGUCAGAGAGACGAACUAAAGACGCUUCACGACGGUUCAUCGUUCAGGAGGAAGCCCGACUUGUUCAGUCAGAACUGUGUGGAGAUGAAAACAGAAGCAUCUCAGCUGAAAGAGAGAAACUGCUGCAGCUGCUGUUUGUUUCAAUCAUUCAUCAUCUUCCUGUAAGACACCACUUAAAGGAACAGUUCACCCAAAACUAUCGUCCUCCACUUCACAGUAAAACAGAGUUGCAGCAUUCUGCUUAACAACUGAAGCAGCUGAGACUUGAUUUAAAACAUCAGAUGUCUCGAUACAGCUCGUCUGCUGUGACAGUCUGCAGGAGAGAACACAUCGCAACCUGAUCUCAGACCAGAUCUACACCUUUAUUAACAUGAAGUCUUCAUGUAGUUGAACUGUUCCUUUAAAGCUGAGUGGGCGAAAUGUGAAGCUGCUGUGAUAUCAACGUUUCCUCACUCUGUUCUCUGAUGUUAUGAACUUCAGUGCUGCACAAACAUGUUUCAGUGGAUGUAUUUAAUUUGAUUUACAGACUGACGAUUGAUUUCUUCCUCUCUCCUGUAUGAUGUGUUGAUCAGCCUGUCAGCUGACAGACAUGACAAAGCAUUAUUAAUGACUAUGUGUCCUGAUGUUUGUGUUCAUCGGUGAGGUUCAUUGAUUAUCAAAUAAUCAAGUGUUUCCAGUCUGAUGGUGUUGAUCUGACGAGCUCAUCCAGCAGCUCAAGAGAAGAAAUCUUAACUGCCACGAGUCAGAAGUACGAGAUGAAAGUCUAGAUUAUUAAAAUUGUUUUAUGAAAUGUUUUUUCAUAUUUCAGGAUCAACAUCAAAGACAGAAAUGAGUGUUGAGUCAAAUAAACUUGUAGAACCAAUCUUGAGUUUUGUUUCCACUUCAUGAAUUUAGAUGAAUGAUAACAAUUCUUAAGUGACGAACGGGCAGUGAUCAUUAGAAACUGAUCCUGAUCAAUAACAAUAUUUACUUUUUGAAUAAAAUAUAAUUUCUUGAGAAUUAAAAUCUAUCUUAUUAUAAAACUAAUCUAUCU
Molecule: messenger RNA, 3211 nt
Organism: Acanthopagrus latus (yellowfin seabream)
Lineage: Eukaryota; Metazoa; Chordata; Actinopteri; Spariformes; Sparidae
Product: gastrula zinc finger protein XlCGF58.1-like
Exons: 2
Coding region: 152-2197 (681 amino acids)
Biological process (GO): regulation of transcription by RNA polymerase II
Cellular component (GO): nucleus
Molecular function (GO): DNA-binding transcription factor activity, RNA polymerase II-specific; RNA polymerase II transcription regulatory region sequence-specific DNA binding
Source: RefSeq, a predicted model, not a curated record